UUUCGGUAUUUUUCUGAGGGUUAGACGGUAUAUUUUUAUUGAUAAGUCCGCUGUCACAGACUUUUUCCAGGGAUUUCUAAUUCGCAGAAACAAUAAAAAUAAAUAAAAAACCGCGCGGUCGUAAACAGUGUGCCAUCUUGUAGAUGGAAUCCCGUUGGGAAUACGUUGAACGCGACACGACCUAUGGAAAUAUCGCGCUGUCCACACAGCACAACGUCGCGCCUCCGCCUUCGCCCGUGCCGUCGCCACCUCCGACUCGACUCGACUCUGCCCAGUGCUUGUGCUUGGGGGGACUCUAGCAGCAGAGAGCACACAGGUCCAGUUUUGAACACAUAGAUAUAUAUUGCAAGUUGCAUACGUCGCGUCGUGUGGAUUAUGUCAUUUAUUUAUAAAAACACAAAGGUACAAAACCGUUGAAUGUUGCACCAAAAAGCAGAGAAAACCUGUAAAAAUGUAGACUGUGUGUCCGUCUCUCUGCGUGUGUGUGAGUGAGUGUGUGCCGCAGAUAAUGGAUGUUUUAGUUGUGGCCGUUUAAAUAUAUACAUAGAUAUAGAGAGAUAUAUGUACAUACAUAGAAUAGUCCGUACGCAAAGUAUAUGCGUCUCAGCACGUCGCCGAUUCUGCGAGCCCAAGACCGAGCCCGACCCCAAGUGUCCCCUUCCCCGGAGUCCCCAGGGGCCAUUGCGCGCGAGCAAUGCCGCUGCCCCUCCUCCGAUCUAGCAACAGCUCAAAGAAUCCAACAAUUUUGGAGUAACUAAAAAAAUAUCAACAAAUGGCCACAUUCACUGGGAACGCCACCAGCAAUGCCGCGGAUGUCCUGAGUUCCUCGGUGGCCGCUGCCACAGCAACAGCCACAUUUCUAGUGCCCACCACAACGACCCAAGCAGCAGGAGCCCACAUUGGAGUGCCGCCAUCGUUGCAUCUUGAUCAGUUUGGGGGUUAUAUGAGCACGGGGGCUGUCACGCCGCUCCAUCACCACCAGCAGACCAACUCCUCCUACACCUUUGUGCAGAUCAAACGCGAGCCUUGCCAGGUAUCCGAGAUUAGUUCCAACAAUUGCCAUCAGCAGCAGAAUCAGCAUCAGCAGAACCACCAGCCGCUAAACCACCACCAGCACCACCACCACCACCAGCAGCAGCAGCAACAGCACCACCACCAGCAGCAGCAGCAGCAGCAUCAUCAUAUUCAAUCAUCAUCUGCAUCGCUCACAGCCGCUGGCCUGGGCACAGUGUCCUCCUCUGUAACCGCAUCAGCCACUUCCAAGACCAUGUCUUCGUCCACACUAACGACUCUCGUUAAGAUCGAGGCACCAUCCCCCAAAGUGUCCGAUCUAGAAAAGUCAAAUGGCAAUGGCAGCACAAGCAAUUCCGUGCCCAUUGGUAUUGCCGUGGCCCGGAAACGGCCGCAGGAAGCCCUGGUGUCGGCACUGACCAACCCGGCAGCGUUGCCUCUGCAGCAACCACUCAGCAAGGACAUGAACUGCUUCGGCAUACGCGUCGCUGACUUGAGUGCCACCAGUUGCGGCAAUCUGUACUUCACGGGCAACGGCGACCUGAUGACCACCGGCACGGCCACAGCGGAGGAUCUGAACCGUACCCCAUCGACAUUCUGGCAAUACCCGAAUGCAUUACCCAUUGAAUCAGUGAUUUCCAUGUCCCCCGCCACGGUGGGCCUGCAAUAUACGCGGGAGGCCAACCGCGGACAGGUGGUGCUGCUGCCGGCCGCCCCAGCAGCGCUCGCAGGCAUAUCAAAUUUUCCCCUCUUAACGCCCACAGAUCCGUUCCAGCAGGCCGCGGCGGCUGCGGCUGCCACAGCCUUUGUCUGGCCCUCCUACAUACCCCAGGCGACAGCUCCGGGCGGCUCUGCGGCCGCUGCCGCAGCGGCUGCUGCUGCUGCCGCCCUCCAGCCGCCGCCCAACUUGUUCUUCAACUCGAUGGGCAUGGGUGGCCACUCGACGCUGGGCCCCACGCCGUCGUACGCCUCCACGCUGCAGCUGUACCUGGCCGCGGCGGCCAAUGCGUCGGGCAGCUCGACCCUGUGCCAGCACAGCAGCAAUCAGCAGACGAGCAGCACCACCACCACCAACUCCACGAUCAACCUGAGCCUGGCAGCGGCUGUGGCGGCCAGCGCGGGGGUCACGAGCAGCACCAGCAGCCUCAGUUCGAGCAGUUCGCGGUUCCUCAGCCUGGCGGCUGCGGCUCAGUCGACGCCCAUUGGAUCGUUGCUGUGGCCGCCGCAGGGCAUGAAAGUGGAGGACUAUUCGACGCACCCUCCACUGCCGCUGGCCCUGCCGCCGCUGGUGCCGCUGGAGACGACAACGACGCGCGACAAAGAGCAGGCUCUGAAUCUGAUGCGUCUGCCCACGCCCCCCACCUCCGCCACCAUGGAUGGGGCCACGGCUGCUGCAAUGGGAACGGGCCAUCCGAUGCAUCAUCAAAUGUUUCAGUCGAUGCCCGGCCACUCCGCCGCAGCCACGCCGGCGCUGCUGAAUCUGUCCAUGCAUGGCGCCGCCAGUGAAAUGUCUGCUGCCGGCACACCCAUGCCUGGUGGUGCAUGCGAUGAGGCGGCGGCGGCGGCUGCGCUCAACUUUAAGCUGCACGCGCCCCUGACGCCGCAGACGCCGCCCCGUCUGCCGGAGGUGGCAAUGCCACUGUCCCAGGGGUCCCUUCUGCCGCAGAUGCAGGAUGUCAACAUCCAAACGGACACGCCCGUGUGCAGCGAGGACGAGAGCUUGAGCUACCCCUGUCCACCCCUGACCAGGACGGGAGUCAAUGAGCCAAUGACAGAGGAAGCCCUGACGAUUUCCCUGGUCCAGCCACUGGAACUGACCAAACCCAGUGAAGUGCCAACCGAGUGCCAUACCCAGACCCAAACCCAUGCCCAUACCCAAUCCCAGACCCAGACACAGACCCAGAACCAGUCCAAUCCAGUGUCCAGUGACAUUCAACCCAGUGCCAGUCAUGAUUCGGCGGAGCAGAUCCCUCCCCCGCCGGCCAUGGAAACACCACAGACAGCGCCCGAAGAUCUGACGGGGCUGGAGCUGCUCUCGAACAUCAGCACCAAUAGCACACCGUUUGUGCGUGUGAAACAGGAGCCGAUGGAGCACAUCGAGCACACUGCACACCCGGUGGCCCCUCCGCGUCCGCCUUCGAUGCCGCUGCAGCCCGUGGUGCCGCCGCAGCCAAUGAUGGAAUUGGAGACGACUCCGCAGGAGCCGUUGGGCGGCCUGAAGCUGCUGUGCGCCUUGGCCGAGCAGCGUAUCCAGGAAGAGGUGGUGCAGGGCAGCAGCCUCUUUGCCACGCCCUAUUCGCGUACGCCCAGUCCCACGCCGACGCCGCCAGCAUCAGCGCCGGGCACGCCCACGCCCACGCAGAAGCACAUGCACACGCACACGACUGGCGGUGGGCCAGAGGGAAAUUCCUGCUUUGGUUUUGUGCCACCACCAGCAGCAGCAGCAGCAGCAGGAGGAGGAUCGGUGUUCUCCUCAUCAUCUUCCUUUCAAAUGCCAUUAAGCUCGCCAGCAUUUCCAUCCAUGCAGGGCAUUGAGCUGCCCACCACGUCGCUGCAGUCCGUCGAUCCGAGCCCCACGAAGCGCAAGAAGCACAAACAUUCCAAGUCCUCGUCCACCGAGAGCCGCAAGUCGGCGCGUUGCAGCAAGAAGAGCAAAAAGAAGCAUCGGCGGAGCAACAGCCGCCAGCAGCAGUUUGAGCAGCCGUCGCCGAUGGAUCUCGAAGACGCUGACAUCCACCUGCACGACGAGGAGCUGCAGUCGGAGCUAAAGAACGCCCUGCAGACUAUGCAUCCCUCUUAUGCGCAGCGCUUUGGCAACGAGGUGUUCAACAUAAUGGACAGCAGCAUGCGGAUGCGUUUGGCCAACGUAUCGCGUCAGUAUCGCAAGACGAAGAAGAAGCUGGACGAGAUAUCCAAGCUGAAGAAGAAGCGAAAGGCUCACAAGUUGCAGCAGCAGCAACAGCAGCCAGUCCAGCCAAUCCAAUCGCCGCUGCAACAGCCACAGCUGACGCUCAGCUCAACGCUGUCCAGUGUCCUGGGAACUUCAUCACCGCUGCGCGAUUACAAAUUCCCGAAAUUCUCAAGCAGCAACCUGCAAGCGUCGAGCUUCCUGCGCUUCCCGGAGAAGACGACACACUCGUUUCCGCCACCGCCGCCGCCCCAGCAGCCACAAUCAGAGCCCAGUCCCUUGCCGAAUAGUGGCUCAACAAUUACCUCAUCGUUUGUACGCCUCGAGCCCUCGGCGCUGGACGCGGCCGUUGCACCGAUUGCCCCCAUAGCUACCUCCAUAUCCUCCUCCACAUGCUCCUCCCCGUCGGCUGCGGCGCACAAGCAAUCGGCGUCCGCCUCGCUGGUGCGCAGGAAGCGGAAGCUUAAGGCGAGCGACUCUGGUGUCGGCGACAACGGCAACGGCCCAACGGCCCCCACAGAGACCAAGCGAAGGGCCAGCGCCACGGAUCGCGAGCUGCAGCUGACCAGCGAGCAUCUGUACCGCGACGAGACGCGCGUUCUCACCGACAUGGGUGGGCUCUUCUAUGCGGGCGUGAUGAAGCCGCUGCGACCGCCAGAUGUUUAUGCCAUUACGCUAGACGGAGAGCGCGGCAACAAGUCGCAUGUGAUGUCGCGCGAGGAUAUACUCAAGGAUACGAUCCUGGAGCUGGCGCCCAAGAGCGUGGAGUGUGUGCCGGUGGGCACGCGUCUGUGUGCCUAUUGGAGUCAGCAGUACCGAUGCCUUUAUCCGGGGCGUGCCAUUGAGUCGGAACCAGCUGUGGAGGGAGUCCCGACGGCGGCAUCAGGGGCAGGAGCAGGUGCAGCCAGCACGCCGACCCAUACGCCGGACUUUGUCAGCGUGGAGUUCGAUGACGGGGACAGCGGCAGGAUCCGCUUGCAGAAUAUACGGCUGCUACUCAGCGACUAUCCCAUAGCAGAGUACAACGAUAAUCCCCUCUACUCAGUAGGCAAGCAGAAGCGCGGCGCUCUGCGCAGUGGGGAGAUUGGUGGACUUCGCUGCACUUCGCAGGAGCCUGCCCACAUUUCCGGCUGCGAGGACUCGCACAGCCAUCACAGUGCGGUCAUGAAUAGUGAUAACACCACCUCACUGGCUGCCACCAUGGAGCUGUUCACUCAGCGCAGCGAGAAGAAGCGUCUGAAGAAGAGCCUCAAGAAGAUUUCGAGGGCACAGAAUGGCGCCGCCGGCGGUAGUGGUUCCCUGGCAGUGGCUGCCGCCUCGAAUGAAGGCGUAGCCGAUCUAAUCACAUCUGGAGAUGCUGGAGGCGGCGUCGAUGAGGCCGCCGGCCGUAAACACCAUAAGCACAAGAAACGCAAGAAGCACAAAAAACAUCACCGCAAGAACGGCAGCGAGGAGCCGGAACAACAGCAGGACUUUUCAACGACAGCGGAGGAUGUUCCUGAGCCGACGGCGGCGGCGGCUGUCCCUGCGUCAAAUACAAACCGUGUCAAGAUGGAGGUUAAAGUGAAGACGGAACAUUUGGAUAUGGAAGAGGAGAGUGCCUCCAAUCUGAUGUCUGAGAUAUCCGAUGAGGCCAAGGGCGAGGAUCUGGUCGAGCAUAACAACUCUAAGGGUAGCAGCAAGAUAGCCGCCUUUCUGCCGGAGCGGCAGCUGUGGGGUUGGAAUGGCGUUGCCUACCGCAAGGGGGGCGUCAAGGGCCGAGCCAGAAAGCAAUUUUACAAAACAAUCAAAAGGGGCAAAGAGACCAUCACGGUCGGGGACAGUGCAGUAUUUCUAUCGACGGGCAGACCGGAUCGUCCCUAUAUCGGACGCAUUGAGUCCAUGUGGGAGACCAGCACAGGCAAUAAGGUGGUGCGAGUGGCGUGGUUCUAUCAUCCGGAGGAGACGACUGGCUGCCCAAAGUUGAAGUAUCCGGGUGCUCUGUUCGAAUCGUCGCACGAUGAUGAGAACGAUGUGCAGACCAUUUCGCACCGGUGCGAAGUGCUGCAGUUUGGGCACUACUUUGAGAAGUUCGGUGCCGAUUCGAAGCAAUAUCAAUCCAUAUACGAUAACAAUGAUACAUAUUAUUUAGCGGGGCACUAUAACCCAAGGUUACAAGUGCUAAAACUACAAGACGAUAUUCCAACUCUCGAAGAGCUGCAGGAUACAAAUACUACUACUACAACUACAACUACAACUAUUGAGGAUUAAGCAGAGUGGACGAUGAAUCAUGGCUAGGCAUGGCAUGAUUAGGCAUAGUGCAUACAAAACUAUAUAUAUACAAUAUAUAUACACACAUUAUACAUUAUAUUUUACUAUACGCGCGGAACAGCAGAAAAGAGAAAGCAUAUAUAUACCUAUAUGUAUACAAAUAUUAUGUACUUCUAUAUAUAUUUUAAAUGUAUUAUGUAGUUCAACAAAAAAAACAACAAAAACUCGGAAAAAAACAAACAAAAAAAGGACAUUUAGCAGCGAAAGUAAACGAGAGAGUUAGAGAGAGAGAGAGAACAAGGUACUAAGCAACAACCACUAAAAUUUAUGUGUAGUUACGAGAAGCGCAAGCAAUUUUAACUAUAAUUUUUUGUAUAAAGAUGCUGUAAAACGCGCCAGAGAACGACGACGACGACAAAAGAAGAUUCACUGAAUGUUCAUGAAUGUUUACAACAACAAAAAGAAAACGAUAUGUGUGCUCCUGACUUCCUUACAUACAACACACAACACCCAACACCCAAUCCACACUAAACACAACACCCAACAUAAUACAAUUUACAGCUCCUAAAACGGAUACGAAUACGGGAUACGGAAUACGGAAAUACACUUGUUAACGAAUGCGUGUGUAUACCGACAUGUUUCAGAUGAAAUUUAAAACGUGUUUUAAUGAUUUUAAGCAGGCAACAUGCAGCAGCAGCAACUACUACUAUAAAUGUAACAAUUCAAUGUGAUAGCAAAAGAAAACCAGAUGAUGUUGAUGUGUACAGAGGAGGAGAGAGUAUAGGCAUAGGUUGAUUAAUUUAGAGAACAGCCAGGCAGAGAGGGUGUACGUGUACCACUCGUAUGUAUGUGCGGAAUAUUUACAGCUCGUUUAUUCAAGAAGAAUCAGCAACAGCAACAGCAACCAUCAAAUCAAACACCUAUCUAUAAUUAUAUCAAUAAACUUGCCGGAUAUACUGAAC
Drosophila pseudoobscura is the source of this 7131-nucleotide messenger RNA. It is a transcript of the gene wge, whose product is annotated as winged eye. Bases 773 to 6169 code for a protein of 1798 amino acids. Lineage: Eukaryota; Metazoa; Arthropoda; Insecta; Diptera; Drosophilidae. Gene Ontology annotation, molecular function: chromatin binding. The record is from RefSeq and is a predicted model, not a curated record. The transcript has 11 exons.